Harpia harpyja (harpy eagle) is the source of this 3596-nucleotide messenger RNA. RefSeq names its product pleckstrin homology domain containing J1 (gene PLEKHJ1). The transcript has 6 exons. NCBI's taxonomy places the organism in Eukaryota, Metazoa, Chordata, Aves, Accipitriformes, Accipitridae. The record is from RefSeq and is a predicted model, not a curated record. The coding region runs from base 58 to 507 and encodes 149 amino acids. Gene Ontology annotation, biological process: retrograde transport, endosome to Golgi; receptor recycling; endosome organization. Gene Ontology annotation, cellular component: early endosome; trans-Golgi network; recycling endosome.
GGGGCGGCCGUAGAGGGCUGAGGGGCGGGCGGUGGUGGCGGGGGGGGACACCUCGCCAUGCGGUACAACGAGCGGGAGCUGCUGUCCCUGGCCCGGCAGCCCGCCGAGAAGGCGGCCGAGAUCUUGAUGCGGGUGCCCAAGAAGGGGAGCGUGUUAAAGAAACGGCUCGUGAAGCUCGUUGUCAACUUUCUCUUCUACUUCCGGACAGAUGAAGCAGAGCCCAUUGGAGCUCUGUUGCUGGAACACUGCAGGAUCACCAAAGAGGAGGAGAACGUCUUCUCAAUCAGUUUCAUUGAGGAGCCAGAGAGGAAAUACUGCUUCGAAUGUGACAGUGAAGAGCAGUGUCAGGAGUGGAUUGAGGCACUCAAGCGAGCUAGCUACGAGUUCAUGAGGAGGAGCUUGAUUUUCUACCGGAAUGAGAUCCAGAAAAUGACAGGGAAGGACCCCCUGGAGCAGUAUGGGAUCUCCGAGGAAGCCCGCUUCCAGCUGGGAACACGCAAGCAAUAAUCCCCUCACCUGGGCUGAACUGGCUUCUGGCCGCGGAGGGUCACCCCCAAGCCCCCCCUCCAGGAAAGAACAGCAGCAGUUCCCCACAGCAGUGACCAAGUGACUUUUUAAUUUAUUAGCCAAAUAAUUUUGUAUGAUUUUUUUAAAGGGAAUUCAUUGCACAUUCCCACUUGCCCCAGCUGUGGAGGCAGCCAGUCUUAACCACUCCCUGCAGACUGUGCCCUUGAGCUGACAACGCACCGCUGCGGCAGUGGGAGUAAAACCACCCUGGCUCCUCACGAAAGCAGAGGAGGCAGGGACUGAACAGAGCUCCCAGCACCUGCUGUCCUCCAGCGCAGGCUUGCAGCCUUCUGGCCUGGAGCUUCUGGGGCAGGCCCUGGGCCAGCUCUAGCCCUCCUGUUCCUCUCCUGCAGGGAGCUACUCAGCUUUUCUGGCUCAGGCUCUUCCUGCAGUCUCCAAGGGAGCCAUGGAGGGUUGUUCAUCCCCUUGCUGUAAGAGGAUGCUCCAACUGACUGCAUGUCUGUGCUUGCAGGGUUAACCCCGUCAUGCCCUCUCCUGUUCACUGCAAAGCCAUUUCGGUUGCUGAGACCUGCUAGCAGAGCCUGAUGGCCAAGCUGUUGAGCAAGGAGGAGUGGGAAGCUUUCCAUUAACAUGGGGAGAGCUCAGCCACAGCUCCAGCUGACAGGGAGGGGGCAUCCACCCCAGCCACUCCGUCAAGGUAGCAGAGUCUGUGCAGCCACUAGCACCUGCUUCUUGGGGUUGUUUUCUUCUUUUCCCUUCUUUGGGCAGGUGGUGCUAAUUCCUAGAGGCUUGAUGAAGCCCACACUACAGGCCAUGAGAGCACUCUCACAAAUGCAUUAGAGAACAAAGCUGCAAAGCUCAAGGGAGCAGAGACAGGGCUGAGAGAUCUGUGUCGUGAUCCUGCCUCCCUCUGCAGUGCUGUGGGCUGGGCUAAGCUGUGCAGUUAUUCAGCUUCCCAGAGAGGAAAGCCAGAUGGAGAGGUUUGUAAAGACAGGAACUGCUCCACUUUGGCUGGAUGUUUGAGCUUCGGGGCAUGCAGAAGUUAAGCCUAGGGAGCAUGUGACAGCUGGGCAUUAACCCUUUGUUCCCUGAGCCAUUGCUGCAGCUUUUCUCCCCUUUGUGAGCGUCCAAAGGGAAAGACCAGAAAACUCUGCCGAGGUCACAGUGAGCUGCCAGGGAACGAGGGCUGCCUUCCCUGGGGCUCCUGUAAUGAAGAGAUAAGCGUUAAGGAUUGUCUCGCCUCGAGGCUCCGCACCUUCAGCCGUGGCUCUGGCUGCACGAAGGAAAACUGCCCAGAGAUGAGGGACAGAAAGACACUCCCCACACCUGCACCCAGGGCUUCAGGAGACCCAGGUUCCCAACUCCCGCAGGAGCAGAGGACGCAGCUGCCUGCAGCAGGUCCCCUGCAACUAGACCAGGAAAACCUCCAGGAAAGGCCCCUGGGAAGAUCCCAGGUAACAUUGUCAGAUGGUUGAUGACAGAAGGAACUUGGCUCACCGCUGGGGCAGGUAAACACAGCAUGAGGGCUUGGCCUGAGCUUUGGGGGUUUGCAGCUCUGGGCUUUGUUCCACCUGGCUAGCAGGAAUGCUGCUCUGCAGCUAACCAGCACGUGGUAAGCGAGGUGGGGUAGAGCAGCCUGUGCUGUGAUCUGGGGUUGAAAGGAAGUUUUGGGUCUCUUCCUCUUUGGCUGGGAAUUAAUGCCGAAACAAGAGCCCAUAUUGCAAGCUUUAGUGGCCUGGCCUUCCCUCUUUACCUCAUGCUGCUGGGUUCCAGGAGAGUGGCAGAUGUCACUGAUGCUUUAUUUUUAACCUCAAAGCCAAGAUUGUUCCUUUCCCUCCCCAGAUACUCCCUUUCCCUUCAAUCAUUCCAGGUGCUUGCUCCAGAAAUUACCAAAAUAAGCAGCUGUCCUGCAUAAUAAGCUGAGGUCAUGACAGAGUGGCAGCAGAAAAUGGAGUGGUUUUGAAGACAGAUGGCAACUCUAGUGGAAGCAGCAAUGAGGGAUUAAAAGCAGGAACAUACAAGAGCUUGCGCUUCAGAGAAUUGGUGUCCUCAGAUGACUUUAAAGUGCAUUUUAAUCCUCACAAGCCUACUCUGCUUUACCUCAGUGCAGGGGCAUGUUCCUGACAUGCUGGUGGGGUAUGCAGCAGCUUUACUUACUGUGAAAAAGAGACUCAUCUGUCUGGUCGCCCAAGAGAGGACAGACAGACACACUCCAGCCUCGGCAGCGGAAUAACCAGAGCUGCGCUGCAGCCGCUGCUUCCUCUUCUGUAGCGUGGGCCGAGCAGAGCAGAGGUGGGCUCCCCCACCACAGGUAUCGCAGCUCUCAGCGUUGGCUGACCAGCUGUGAACGCUUCUGCAAGCCAGUUUCAGAGGCAGAACGUCCACGUCCAAACUGAGCUCCCCAGGGUUCAGUGUUAGUGAAUUCUUCAAUAUGCAAAGUCAAGCCAUAUAUAAACAAAACCCUGGGAAUUCUGCCAACAUUCAGUCAUUUCUAGCAAACAAAAUUCUAGCGUUGCAGCGAGGCUCAGAGUUUCUGCCAGCCACCUUCAGUAGCUAACAGUUCUGAACCGUGUGCCUUCCAGGACUAUCGCUAGUGUCCUCUCUUUGCAUGCCUUUCAGAAGGUAGAGCCGACACCCACCAUCUUCACUGUAUGUAAAAUGGGCAUUUUUACUUAGAUGUUAUGGGGAACAGUUGGGCGAGCGAGAGAGAAUCCCAACGCUUAUUUAAGAGGCAACAAUGACAUUUCUUAACUGAAUGUAAGACAAAUGCUGUGAAGAGUUACACAGGCCAGCGGCUGGCCCAGUAACUUAGAUCAACUUCUAGACUAGCACUAGGACACUGGGUUAGGUUUCAGGAGUAAGGGCAGAUGGUACUUCUAGACACUUUGAGAUCUGCAUCAACUGCUGGUGAUUUAUAGACAAUUGUUCAUUUUUCAUACUCCGGUCACUGCUUUUUGUAUUUCAGUGGCCUGUUCCAGUGAGCGCUGUGUACAGGCUCCCUGAAAGUGUACUGAAGCCAUUUAUCUGUUGUACAGUGAACAUUUCCAAUAAAAACUUGUUUUAAUCUU